ACCUAAUCUCCUACAUCGGUCCCUAUGGUAAAAUCUCUGUAACCUACCUCGUUAAUGGCCUAACAUUAAAUGAUGUCCCCAAAAUACCCUCACAUUGUAAAAUGUCCCAAAGAGCCGAACGUUGUAAACGGUAGAGGAUAACUCUCCCUAAUCUCCAUACCAAAAACAAAAGUGGAAAAUUUUUUCUGUUCACUUACCAACACUUUCAUCUUUGAAAAAUUGUCUGUUUUUCAUGGCGAUGGCUCUCGCAUGCUCUCUCUCAACUCCAAUCCGUGCCUCGUCCGAAUCACUUAAAAAGCCCGACCCAAGUCGUAGAAAACCCGCUUCCUCCUCCUCCUGGUGGACCCCUCUCUUCGGGUGGUCUUCCAACCCCGAUUACCUUAACGAUGGCAAUGUCCACAACACGUCGGAGAGAAAGACGGGCGUUUCCGAUUCAGAGUCAGAUCCGGGUCGAUCCAGAUCCAGAUACUCGCUCGGAUGCUUCACCGAGGAGAAAGCGAAGCAACUUCGAAGGAAGACGAUGGAGAAUUCGUCGUUUCACGAUAUCAUGUACCACUCAGCGAUCGCCUCUCGUCUGGCGUCCGAUAUCUCGGUUUGGCCCGAGAAGUGAUUGAAGCCUAAUAAUUAUCGGGUAAGGAUAAAAAUAAAUUGUCGAAAUGGAAACCUAUGUAAAAUCCUACGUUGUUUUUUAAGUUCGUCGGAAUUCUGGGUAACGUUUGUGUCAGGUUUGAAGACAGACAGUUGAUUCUGCUUUGUAAUAUUGAUUUUAGACCGUUGGAUCAUUAAUGAUCGGUGUGAUGCAUUCACCUUUUUUU
Molecule: messenger RNA, 815 nt
Organism: Durio zibethinus
Lineage: Eukaryota; Viridiplantae; Streptophyta; Magnoliopsida; Malvales; Malvaceae
Product: plant/protein
Source: RefSeq, a predicted model, not a curated record